AUGAGUACCUCAGAGCGAUUUACUCAACUUUUAGAUCAAUACAGAAUUGUUCUGGAAGAUGAUGCAGUGGAAUACAUAAAUAGUAUGUUAUAUGAUAUGACACUUUCAUCUUGUAAUGAUCAGCAACAGGAUGAUAUACAUGAAUCUAUUAACGCCUUUUUGUUGGAUGCAAAUAUUGAUAAGAACAAAAGAGAUGAUUUUUUUACAUCAUUAUUUUCUUCUAUUAAACCUCAACAAGAAAGCUAUCCAACAAAUAAUGUUCAAUAUGAAGAACAUCUAAUUGAUGAUGUAAAGAUCCCAAAGCAGAUUGCAAGGCGUAUCAAUAAACGCAAUAAUAAUAAUAAUAAUAAAACCAAAAGACAGCAAUUAACCCAAAAUAUAAAUAAGUAUAAUAACGAUGAAGAGCUUGACAUUAUUGCUAUCUCCCAGCAGAGUCGUUUUCAUACUGAGACUCUAGAAACAAGCAACAAGGAUAUUGAUUUACAUGGUGUGCAAAUCUCGGUUGUCUCUCAACAUAAUGGUGAAUCCAUUGAUUUACUUGUAGAUGCUCACUUAAAGCUGAAGCCGUUUACUCGGUAUGGGCUCAUAGGACAAAAUGGGGUUGGUAAAUCCAUUCUAAUGCGGUGUCUAGCAGAUAAUAUUUUGGUUGGGUUGCCUCAGAAUUUAAAUAUUCUUCAUAUCACUCAAUUAGAGGAUUUUAAUGAAUCGACCACAGCUGUUCAAGAAGUAUUAGAUGCUGAUAAAAAUGCUACAAUUAUACUCAAAGAAUAUCAAGCUCUGCAAACAGUAGUCGGUGGUCAUGAUACCUUUUUAAAGGAAUCAAAGGCAACUCAAGCUGAAUUAAACAAAGUUGUAUUUUCUAUUAUGCAAUCUCGUAUCAAAGACAAGGUAGAUGAAGCUUCUCGUUUAGCUAUCAAAAGAUCAGGAUUACGAGGACGUGAAGCUCGAAAAGAAUUGAUCAAGAUAGAAAAGGAAUAUGACGAUUUUUGUCAAAGGGACCCCCAAAAAUAUAUUACAGCUGAGAUGGUGAAUGAUAUUAUGUUAGAGGUCUAUGGAAAGUAUGAAAUGAUAGAUCAGGAAGAACGUUUAAAUCGCGCUAAACGGAUACUCAGAGGCCUUGGAUUUAGUGAAAAUCAGUCGACAACAGCGUGCAUUUCAACCUUAUCAGGGGGUUGGCGUAUGCGUAUCGCAUUAGCUAAAUUGCUUUUCAAGAAUCCAGAUAUCCUCUUGCUGGAUGAACCUACUAAUCAUUUAGAUUUAUCUGCUAUCUUAUGGCUUCAAGAAUACCUCAUCCAUGAAACAGAUGAUAUGACUGUUGUUGUUGUCUCUCAUGACCGUGAAUUCCUAAAUAAUGUGACCGAAGAGACAAUAAUCUUGAAAGAUAAACAAUUAAAAUAUCAUGCAGGCAAUUAUCAAGACUGGGAAAAUACUACUGAAGAGCAACGUAUUCGUAAGCAAGCGUUACUAGAUAGUACUGAAAAGAAGAAAAACAAAAUUUUAGUCAGUAUUCAAGAAAAUCUUCAAAGAGCAAAAACAACAGGAGAUGAUAAGCGGCAUGGUAUGAUCAACUCUAGACGUAAAAAGCUAGAUCGAUUAGGUAUGGAAAAGACUGAAGAUGGGAAGCGGUUCAAAUUAAGCCAACAUCGAGCUGGAUAUCAUUCAUCUUCACGAGAAGAGAUUAUUGUCGAAAAAGGCUUCAAGACAGCAUCUAUUAAAAUACCUGAACCGAUACCAUUACGAUACAAUGGUUCCUCUCUCUAUAUGAAUGAAGUUACCUUUCGUUAUCAAGGAAUGUCAAAAAAUAUAAUUGAAAGUUUUUCAAUUCAUAUUGGGCCUCAUUCCCGUAUUGCCUUCAUAGGUCCUAAUGGAUGUGGUAAAUCUACUUUACUCAACUUAUUAACAAGCAAGAUACAGCCUACAAAAGGCGAAGUGUAUCGUCAUCCUCUUUUACGUAUAGGCUAUUUCUCACAACAUAUUGUUGACCACGAACUCAAUCUUGAUCUUUCACCUGUAGAAUAUAUGAUGAAACGUUAUCCUACCUUAACAGAACAAGAAUGUCGUGCUCAUUUUGGUAUCGUAGGAUUAUCUGGAAAUCAUAUCGUAUUACAAAAAAUUCGAUCACUUAGUGGUGGACAACGUAAUCGAGUAGCGUUUGCAAUUAUUCUCUAUGAGCAACCUCAAGUAUUAAUUCUUGAUGAAAUUACAAAUCAUUUAGAUAUGGGAACAGUAGAAAUGCUAGUAGAUGCCUUUAAGGGAUUCUCUGGUGCUUUAAUAGUUGUUAGUCAUGAUAUUUGGUUUCUCAAACAAAUCUUUGAACAAUCUGAUGAUGAAGAUACAACAACAGCUAAGAAACAAAACGAAAUAUAUACAAUUAAACAAGGUAGAAUUCAAAAAUGGGAAAAGGGAAUUGACAGUUAUGUUGCCUCUGUACUACGUAACAUGAGAAAUCAAAAUAAAUAA
Molecule: messenger RNA, 2460 nt
Organism: Cokeromyces recurvatus
Lineage: Eukaryota; Fungi; Mucoromycota; Mucoromycetes; Mucorales; Mucoraceae
Product: P-loop containing nucleoside triphosphate hydrolase protein
Exons: 4
Coding region: 1-2460 (819 amino acids)
Molecular function (GO): ATP hydrolysis activity; ATP binding
Source: RefSeq, a predicted model, not a curated record